Molecule: messenger RNA, 2293 nt
Organism: Salvia hispanica
Lineage: Eukaryota; Viridiplantae; Streptophyta; Magnoliopsida; Lamiales; Lamiaceae
Product: putative pentatricopeptide repeat-containing protein At5g47460
Biological process (GO): defense response to other organism; RNA modification
Molecular function (GO): RNA binding; ADP binding; protein binding
Source: RefSeq, a predicted model, not a curated record
GCAAAGGGCUCGAUUAUCCGAAUGCCGAAUGCCUACAAUCUUGUUCAUGUUAUCCGCGAUUGUAUCAGUAAACGCCGUUUCUCCCACGGCCAACAGCUUCAUUUGCAAGUUCUCAAAUCUGGGUUCAUCUCCAACGUAUUCGUCUCCACAUCUCUGAUAAAUUUCUACGUCAAGUUCGAGCUCGUUCACGACGCCCAUUAUGUGUUCGACGAAAUUCCUGAACCAACUCUGGUUUCUUGGAACUCUUUGAUUUCGGGGUAUGUUCAUUCUGGUAAGUUUCAUCGAGCGUUAAAAUUGUUUUCUCAGCUGGAAAAAUCAAAUCUUGUUGCCGAUUCGUAUUCGUUCACCACGGCUUUGUGUGCUUGUGGCCAACUGAAUAGAGUGAAAGAUGGGAAAUCUUUGCAUUCCAAGAUUGUGAAAUAUGGUGCUGAAUGCAGCGUGUUUGUGGCUAAUUGCUUGAUUGAUAUGUAUGGGAAAUGCGGCUACGUUUCCGACGCGAUGAAGGUUUUCGGAGAAAUGGCUGACAAGGAUGUUAUAUCAUGGAACUCUGUUCUUGCUGCAAAUGCUAGAAACGGGGCACUUGAUGAGGCGUUUGCUGUUUUUAGUCGAAUGCCUAAUCCCGACACCAUCUCGUACAAUGAGCUAAUAGAUGGUGUCGCGAAGUAUGGAGUGGUGGAAGAUGCUAUAUCUCUGCUUUCAACAAUGCCAAACCCGAACUCGUCUUCUUGGAACGCGAUCAUAACAGGGUAUGCAAACAGGGGAAGAGGCAGAGACGCCGUGAGGUUUUUCUCCAAGAUGCACUCGUGUGGUGUUCGUAUGGAUGAGUUCUCGUUUUCGAGUGUUCUUAGUAGCGUUGCUGGAUUGUCUUCACUCACAUUGGGUAGUUUGACCCAUUGCUGCACGUUGAAGAGUGGUUUUGAUGAGCAUGUCGUGGUGGGGAGCUCGCUCAUUGACAUGUACUUCAAGUGUGGGGCGGUGAAGGAGGCGGAGUGGUUGUUUGAGUCCCUCCCAGAGAAGAACUUAGUCACUUGGAAUGCGUUGUUAUCAGGCUAUGCGCACAAUGGUGACACGGGGAAGGUGUUUGAGCUUUUUGAGGAGUUGAAAGGAGCGAAAGGCUUGAAGCCGGACGAGAUCACCUUCCUCAAUGUUCUGUCUGCGUGCUGGCAUGGUGGGGUCCGUUUAGACAUCAUGAGGGGCUACUUUGACAUGAUGAGGAUUGAGUAUAGGGUUGAUCCUACGCCGGAGCAUUGUUGUUUGAUGAUAAAGGUGAUGGGGCAAGAAGGGGAUGUAAGGGGUGCUGAGGGGAUGAUUGGUGAACUUGGGUUCGGAUCUUGUGGGAUGGUUUGGAAGGCGUUGCUUGGUGCUUGUGUGAGCUGUGGGGAUGUUCGGGUUGCUGAGGUUGCAGCCGGGAAGCUGGUGGAGCUCGAGGGGCAUAAUGAGUUUGUGUACGUGAGCUUGUCGAAUGUGUAUGCACGUAGCGGGGAUUGGGAUGGGGCGGCGAGGGUGAGGAGGGCGAUGAAGGAGAUAGAGGUGAGGAAAGAAGCUGGUUGUAGUUGGAUUGAGCUUCAAGAGUAGAGGUAAAUAGGGUUCAUGUCAUACAUAUCUCACUUCGAUUUAUGUUUCCCUUUGAGAUUAGAUUGGACAAACUUUCAUGUCUUUUUGGUGUGACUGCAAAGAGUUGCAAUAGAGAAAUUAUCAAAAGAUUCUCUAAUUUAAAAUUAUUAAGAAUUUGGGUGUAUAUGGAAGCACAUGAAUGACAUUUGUUCACUGCUACCAAAUCUUGAGGAUCUCAAGUUAGAACAGUAUGCCUUUAGAGGCCCAGAGUGGGAUAUAAAAUUAGGGUGUUUUCCGAAACUUGAGACACCGAUUUGGUGCGAUGGAGAGCUCAACAUGGAAGCCUCCCAAUGCUUGAGUUCCUAAGCAUACGGCAUUGCUACAGAUUACAACAACUCGAUUGGACGCGUGAUUCCUCAAUGGUCACUAUGUCUACAAUUGAAUUAGUUGAGUACAAUCCCAAAGCUGUCAUUUCUGCCAAACAAUUAAGACCAGAAUCUCUCUUCACAGUUCUUUGCGACUCUUCUUUUUUAGAAGAGAAUUCGUAGCUGGACUCUCAGCUUGGUUAACAGGCAAACGAGAGGUCAAACGCUGCGUUAUCCCAACAAUGCAGUUGAAUUACCAUGCUGUUUAAAAAUCGAAGGAUAAUUACUUGUUGGAUUUUGUUGAGGAUUAUGAAACCUAAAUGUUGAACUGUAUUUGUGCAUGAUUUUCACUUUGUUUUUCACCUAACUCUUCA